This is a messenger RNA of Cuscuta epithymum, 1394 nucleotides long. NCBI's taxonomy places the organism in Eukaryota, Viridiplantae, Streptophyta, Magnoliopsida, Solanales, Convolvulaceae. The record is from the annotation of a GenBank genome assembly.
GGAAUAUGCAGGCUACCCUUCACUGUCUGUCUUCAGGCAAAAAUUGCACUCUCAAGCAAGCCUCUGCUAUAGCCUAUAUAUUCCUUCAAUUCUGAGAAUUUCCCAUCAUUUAUAUUCCUUCUGUCUACAAAUAUAUAUUUAUGUACAUAAAAAAUCUGCACAGAAUUCCCAAGGCUUAAGAAUUUGAGAAGGCUGAAAUGGGGAGGCAACCAUGCUGUGACAAGGCUGGGUUGAAGAAAGGCCCAUGGACAGCAGAGGAGGACAAGAAGCUCAUCACCUUCAUCCUCAACAAUGGUCAAUGUUGCUGGAGAGCUGUCCCUAAACUUGCAGGGCUGUUGAGGUGUGGGAAGAGCUGCAGGUUGAGAUGGAUAAAUUACCUGAGGCCAGACUUGAAGAGGGGACUAUUGUCAGAUUAUGAAGAAAAGAUGGUCAUUGACCUCCAUGCUCAGCUGGGAAACAAAUGGUCCAAGAUUGCCUCCCAUUUGCCUGGAAGGACAGACAAUGAAAUCAAGAACCACUGGAACACACACAUCAAGAAAAAGCUGAAGAAAAUGGGGGUAGAUCCAGUGACCCACCAGCCACUUUCUGCUACUAGUGGGGGUGAUGAUGAAGAAGAUGAAGAUCAGAAAACAAAACUGCCAGAAUCUCCAAAAGGUCCCUCAAUUUGUGAGGUAAUCUUUGAAAAGGAACAAAGCUUCUGCAAGGAUGAACAGUCAACGGUCACCGUUGACCAAAUGGAAGUCAAAGAGGGAUUCUCCAUUGAGGAAGUGCCUCUCCUUCAACCCCAUGAAAUCCUGGUCGCCCCUCUAUCUUCAACCUCUUGUUCUUCAUCUUCCUCCAAUGGGUUUCUUUCAUCAAACGUUAGUAACAACAACAUUAACAGCAUUCUGGAUGACGUUGACUUCUUGCCUGCCGUUGACUGGCAAUGUGAUUACAUCUUCAGUAAUAUGGGGUUCUGGGAAGAUGACAUCCUCAGCACUACUUUGGAUUCACUGUUUAACAAUGACACUAACAACAACAUCAACAACCAGCUAGAGAAACUCUUUUAGUUGAUUUGGUGAUGAUGAUGAUGAUAUAUGGAUGCAUCUUCCCAAGGAAAGCUAUGUUCUUGUUAUUAUAUUGUGUUGUUUGGCUCAUGAAUGUUUAGAUAGAAUUUUAUCUUUUGUUAAUAUAUAAUCCAUAGUUUGCAGUAGCUAGUAAAUAUUUUAGAGACUCAGUGAAUUUUAACAGGUACCAUUGAAAUUCCCUUUAUUUUUCAUGUGUACCAUAGAAAUUCACUUAAAUAAUGUAAUUGGAAUAAUGUUCUUUUAAGUAUUUAGUAAUACCUUUUCAAUCAUUUUUUGUUUUAGAACUUCUAUAAGUAAGCAUGGGCUAUAUAUUGAACUAUUUCACAC